Frankliniella occidentalis (western flower thrips) is the source of this 606-nucleotide messenger RNA. RefSeq lists its product as uncharacterized. Bases 168 to 560 code for a protein of 130 amino acids. The transcript is spliced from 3 exons. The record is from RefSeq and is a predicted model, not a curated record. Lineage: Eukaryota; Metazoa; Arthropoda; Insecta; Thysanoptera; Thripidae.
UCACUUACACACGAGCGCGCGCUCACGCCCACUCAGAGUCCACACCAGACCAUUAGCAUCAAAUUGAUUAUCCGACUGGGUCUCGGCAGACAGACAGGGGCAGUGCAGUGCGACUUCUACCGUCAGCCGGGUCGCUCCUACUCUUAGACACACUACUCCUAUCCGAGAUGAGACUGUCGACGGCGGUGCUCCUGGCGUGCGCGGGCGUCCUGCUGUGCGCCCUGCAGCCCACCCUGGCCAUGCCCUACGUGUUUCAGCCCAUGAGCGGUGCGGGCGGCAGCGGCACCCAGGUCAUCGUAGACGAGCUGGAGGAGGAGACCCUCCAGGUGAAGCAGCGCGUCGAGCUGCCCGUCGUGGACGGCGGCAGCAUCCGGGACGAGCAGGGCGCCGAGGAUAUGGUGCUGGAGGAGGACAUGGAGGUGGACGUCGAGGUGGACGAGUCCUCACCCAGCCCCGCGCCCAGCUGCAGCUGCAAGUUGCGCAAGUGCUGGAAGAGCUGCACACGUCGCGGCUACAACUGGGGCAUCUGCCUCUGCAAGAAGUGCCACUGCUACUACUGAAAACACUUCUUUGUCUCGAUUAAACGCCGUUUCAACAUUUGUAAAA